Molecule: messenger RNA, 10769 nt
Organism: Anarrhichthys ocellatus (wolf-eel)
Lineage: Eukaryota; Metazoa; Chordata; Actinopteri; Perciformes; Anarhichadidae
Gene: efr3a
Product: EFR3 homolog A (S. cerevisiae)
Exons: 24
Coding region: 2757-5462 (901 amino acids)
Biological process (GO): protein localization to plasma membrane
Cellular component (GO): plasma membrane
Source: RefSeq, a predicted model, not a curated record
CUGCUGUUGGUUAGCCCCCCCCUAUAAUGUGCUUUAUGACACCCUGACAUCACGCAUACUGUAUGUGUGUGAAGGGGGUCGACUCCUUAAGGAGGCUGCCUGAGGAGACGCAGCUGCUUGAUGCCCAAAGUAUGAAUGUAAAGCAGCCUGAUUCCUCACCGGCUUGUGUAAACGGGAUCAGAUGAUUUAAUGGAAGCAGAUGUUUUCAAGGAGAUUUUGGAUUCACCUUCAAACGGGGUCAAUGAAUGUUGCCAACCUUCUGCUGAUGAAUAUAAGAUACUAAACAAGCCUUGUUUUUUCCUUGCUGGUGAAUCUCGUGUCCCGUCAGAUGAUCCUGCUGACUGCUGAACCCGGUCCAGACCUCCAGGCCACACAGAGAGAGAACAGAAACAGAUAUUGUUCUUUUUAAGCAGUAUAACUUUAGACGUCCGUCUGGCCGGGGUGCGGAGCAGAGCGACGGGGGAGGCGGUAAAUUUAUGGGUCAUCAUCUGUUUUUGGGCGCGUGCGCCCUUCAAGGUUCAAAAAGCAGGACGUGAUGAUGCAACUCCAUGAGCCCCAGCAGCCAUUCACAGCCAUGCUGUUCAAAGCAGACAAACACUUUGCACAUUUGCAAAUCGCAUAAAUAAGCAGCCUUUAUUUUUUUAACAGAUAUCUAACGUUUAUAGAGGAGUUGAUCAUGAUGAGGAAGCUCUCUGUGUUUGUCAGCCAUCACUUUAAUAGUGUGGAAGUCAGACUUUAUUUUUUUUAUAACUCCAUAUUUCUUCAUAUUUAUGGCUCCUCUGUGCCUCUGAUUGUCGCAGUGAUCAUCUCUGAGAUGGAUGUGCAAAGUGUUCUUAUAGUCCUUGUGGGUUUAGUCUGGGUCGGGUGUAUUUAUAGACUAAACAUCAUUUACAGUUUCUUGGUGGACUUUCUUUUGCUUCACAGAUAAAACGCCUGCUUACUAAAGCGUGUUGGUGGAGCCAUAAUGAUACCCAGCAUUGAGCUGAAAUGAUUCCUCUAUUAAUCCAUUAGCCCAUUGACGAUUUAUAUCAAUUAAGUCGUGGAAGAAGCAAAACUGCUAAAAAUGUCUUUUUGCUUGGACCGGUGUCAUCUUUAAACCUUUAAAUGGUCCUCUUCCGUAGUCCUUCAGAGGCGGGAAACAUCUUCUCCUUCACGCCUUUAAAUCAAACUUCUAUCUUCACAGACUCCACUUUAUUUAUUCACGCUUCUCCUCUCCAAGGACGACGCGGCAUCAGCGAGCGGCGUGUCGCCCCUCAAUGUGAACCUCCUCGUCUCCGACCCGCCUCAGGAGAAACCGUAAAGCCGAACGAGGGGCGGCCGUGGGAGCGAUGUUUGUCGAUGGGAUGGCGUUGCGGCUUUCAUGUGCUUGUCAAAGGGACGGAGUAUUCAUCAGGAGGGCCGAGGGGCUCUUUAAUCUGGUAGAUUACGCUCCUCACAGGCGGCUCAGGUGCAGGUUGAAGUAAACAGAGAUUUACUGUUUGUGUGGACGGAUGAAAGAAGACGGAGAACACGAUGUCUGUCAGAGCGGGUUUUAGAGGGAACGUAAAGGGAUAGUUUGGAUGUUUUGAGGUUUUCACUGUGUUACCUUGAUGUCAGACGGGGAACUGAACUGAAGGUGAAAAGUUGUAACAACAGCAGAGAUAAUAUUCAGUUUAGUUCCCCGGUGGUAAAUAUUCUAAAGACAGCGUCACUAGAACUGAUGUCUAUAACACGACCACACAGCACAUUGCUUUGCUCCCACCUCAUACAAGCUCACUUCUUAUUAUCACUCUACAUUUUAUUUUCAAUUCUACUUUGUUUUUUUUAACGUUAUCGACUUAUUUUAUUAAAUAUGGACCUUGAAUAUUUGUACGUUAUUGAAUUAUCGUACAAUUUAUGGACAGGACCUUGACUGUUUUUACUUUGACUUAUUGUACAAUUUUUACCUCUAAUUGUUACGUUAACGACUUAACGUACAAUAUAUGGAUAUGAACUUGUUUUUACGUUAUCGACUCAAUGUACCAUUUAUGGGCAUGACCUUGUUUUAUGACUAUUUUAUUUUAACUUUAUCGACCUAUUGUAGGAUAUUUGGACAUAACUUCUAAUUUUGCGUUCAUGAUUUAUUGUAAAAUUCACAGACGAUAUUUUUAUUUAUUUGAGAUAUUUUAAUGUUUUUUCACAUCCCAAUGUCUGAAUAUUCUUUAGAAGUUCAUUCCUCUUUGAAAGGAAGCACAACUAUUAACUCAUCAUUAUAUCCGUGUAAUAUAAGCAUCUUAAAUUGACACUUAUAUCGUUUUUAACUGUUUCUGGGACAAUAAGUUGUCCAUCUGAAGUAGUGAUGGUGACGGGCCUGGAUGCACCAGCACCAGUGACGAGAUGUUCUUUAAUCCUCUCACACUGCAGUGCUUCUCCAGUGUGAAGUCUUCAUUUCGCACAUAUUCACUUGUGCAGUUAUUCAGGUUUCUCUCUUCCUGCUCACUCGAUGAAGGAAACUCGGCUUUCUCGUUGACGUGACGGUCAAACGGGUCCGGUUCCUGCAGCAGACCCGACGGUGACGGGUCACUAUUUUGUGUCUUUUGAGCUCAUUGUUGUGUGAAGUCACAGAGACUUGGGAGGCUUUUCUGGCUGCAGGGUUUUUGUCUCCAUCUGUGUGUUGGAUCACGUUUUGUUUCCCUCUGAACACAAGAGGCCGGUAACCUGAGCCGCUGCAGACAGGCCCACAUUCAGACCCGGCGGCUUCUCGUCUUCUCCGUCUGAAUGAAGCGUGAUCCCGGCUGAUGACGGACACGCCGCUCGAGCUGAUGUCCCAUUGGCCGAACUCAUUGCCCGUCGGACAGGUGAUGUCUCCUGUGGCAGGAAGAAUCCGUAGAGAGUUUAGACUGAAGCGGACGUCUCUCCCGGUCAUGCCGUUGGGUUGUGUCCCCCUGAGGCGGGGCGUCCUGAGGCGGUACAGGCCGGUUCCUCUGGCCCAGGCCGACGGAGCCUUCAGCUACAGCCGAGCCUCAAACAGGAGAGGCCUGCUGAGCUCUGGAGUGUGUGGCUGCUGUGGGCCCCUGAGGCCGAGGUACAAACGCCUGGUGGACAACAUCUUCCCCGAGGACCCCAAAGAUGGCCUCAGUAAGUCGGACAUGGAGAAGCUCACCUUCUACGCCGUGUCGGCUCCAGAGAAGCUGGACCGGAUCGGAGCGUACCUCGCCGAGAGGCUGAGCAGAGACGUGCUGCGACACCGCUACGGUAACGUGGUGAUAGCCAUGGAGGCUCUGGACCAGCUGCUGAUGGCCUGUCACUCUCAGAGCAUCAAACCCUUCGUGGAGAGCUUCCUGCAGAUGGUGGCCAAGCUGCUGGAGUCCAGAGAACCAGACCUGCAGGUCCUCGGGACCAACUCGUUUGUGAAGUUUGCCAACAUUGAGGAGGACACGCCGUCUUACCACCGCCGCUACGACUUCUUUGUGUCCCAGUUCAGCGCCAUGUGCCACUCUACCCACGAAGACCCCGAGACCAGAACCAGGAUCCGCGUGGCCGGGAUCAAAGGGCUGCAGGGCGUCGUGAGGAAGACGGUGAACGAUGAGCUGCAGGCCAUCAUCUGGGAGCCCCAGCACAUGGACAAGCUGAUCCCCUCCAUGCUGUUCAACAUGCAGGACAGCGAAGACCUGGACAGGGCGGGGCACCCCAGCACUCCCUCGGUGGCGGGUCAGGAUGGCGAGGAGAACCCGGCGGCGCUGGCUGAGAGCUGCUUCAGGGAGCUGCUGGGCCGGGCGGCCUACGGCAACAUGAACAACGCUGUGAGACCCGUGCUGGUGCAUCUCUCGGGCAAACACACUUUAGCUCCGUCCAAACAUGACGAGUCUUCAAUCCUUCUUUGUCUCUUUGUGGUCCAGGCUCAGCACUCCCACCACGUCAUCCAGCAGGUUCUGAAUCACCUGGACACCAACAACAAGAACACACCGCGGGUCAGAGCCGGCAUCGUCCAGGUCCUCCUGGAGACGGUGGCCAUCGCCGCUAAAGGCUCAGUGGGCCCCACCGUGCUGGAGGUGUUCAACACGCUGCUCAAACACCUGAGGAUGAGCGUAGACUUCGAGCUGGGCGAGAGCUCCAGGAGGAACUCCAGCAUCAGCGUGUCUUCAGGUCGCAGCAAAGAGAGCGAGGAGAGGAUCGUCCAGAACGCCAUCAUCCAGACCAUCGGCUUCUUCGGUGGAAACCUGCCAGACUACCAGCGCGCUGAGGUCAUGAUGUUCGUCAUGGGCAGGGUGCCCGUCUACGGGACCCCCUGCCACACCUUGGACACCGUGAAGAUCGGGCAUCACGGCACCAAGCGGAUCCAGACCAUGCUGCUCAGCUCGCUCAUCAUGGUAACCUCUGGCUUUAAGUCCAAGUCCAUGGCAGCUGCGUUGCCUCCUCCCUUCCUGGAUCCGCUCUUCUCCAUCUCACUGAUGGAGGAGAGCGAGCUGAGGCAGCUGGUGCACGAGAUCCUGCACAACAUCAUCGACCGCCAUGACAACCGCGCCAAGCUGCGCGGCAUCAGAAUCAUUCCUAAUGUUGCAGCAUUGAAGAUUAAAAGAGAGAAGAUUUCCAAGCAAGACGUUGCAUUCAUGAAGAAGCACGGCCAGCAGCUCUACCGUCACAUCUAUCUGGGCUGUAAAGAGGAGGACAACGUCCACAAGAACUUUGAGCUGCUCUUCACCACUCUGGCUAUUCUGACCAUCGAGCUGGCCAACGAGGAAGUGGUCAUCGACCUCAUCCGGCUCUCCAUCGCCCUGCAGGACAUGGCUCUGGCUAACGAGGAGAACAUGCCGAUGGUAAUCCGCUGUGGUGUCAUGGCGUUGGUGGCGGCAUACCUCAACUUCCUGAGCCAGAUGGUCGCCAACCCUCCGUUCUGUCAGCACGUCAGCAAGGUUAUUGAGCUGAGGACCAUGGAUGCUCCGUUCCUCCUCCCGGAGCACAUCUUCAGAGACAAGUGUGCGCUCCCUGAAUCUCUGGACAAGGAGGACAGACAGCUGUACUUCCAGACGGCCGACAUGGCGGAGUGUCUGGCUGGACCGGGAUACAACGCAGAGAGACUCUCCAUCCCAUACAUUCCCCAGGUCACAGAUCUAGAUCGUCUGAGCAGGAGGAAGAGUUUCGUGGACACAAUCUCCCUUCAAGUGGACAUCGUGUCCAGCAGCCUUCCAGACAAGUCGCAGCUCGCUGAGGAGAUCACCUUCGAGACCCUGAAGAAGGCCAUCGACACCACCGGUCUGGAGGAGCAGGAGAGGGAGAAGAGGCGUCAGGUGAUGGAGAAGUUCCAGAAAGCUCCGUUUGAGGAGAUCGCUGCUCAUUGCGAGUCCAAGGCGAACAUGUUGCACGACCGGCUGGCACAAAUCUUCGAGCUUACGAUUAGGCCUCCACCCAGCCCGUCCGGAGUGGUCUCCAUCUCAUCGGGUCACACUCAGCACCAGUCCGUCCCCGUCUACGAGAUGAAGUUCCCAGACCUGUGUGUGUACUGAUCACACCUCCACCACAACAGCUGGACUUCAAACAAUGAUCAGAAGAUAACCACUCACUCACACUCUGUGUCUGUGUGUCCUCGACUCAGACCAGCACAGAGGUGUCACACAGCAAAACAGACAUCUGAGAUUUGAUAUGAUAAAAUGUAACUUCCUUAAUCUCACGUAGAACCUCGGCCACAGGCUGAAAACGCUACUUCUAAAUCCCCAAUCUCCUGUCCUCUUCUUAAAAUACUGGUCUUCUUGUUAGAAGUGGAGCUCCAGCCCCUCCGGCUCUACGUCAACUGAUUUGCUGCACAUUAUUUCCCGACUCAAACCCCUGGAACUAAACUAAACCCAAGAGUCGGCAAGAACAAAGAGAAGUGAAGCGCUUCCACUCUAACGUCAGUGUACAGAAGUCCAAUCUCAUGCUGCUACCCAGCAUGCCGCUGGUGCAGCUAAAGCUUCACACCUUGUACAUACGCCGCAAGUAAAACCAGUUCUAGGCCUAAACGUUGCGUCUGGUCUUAAGUUGCGAUGCUUCUUCUUCUUCUUCUUCUUCUUCUUCUUCUUCUUAACAAGCGUCUGCUCUUAUUUUCAGUAGGUGUCGGUGUCACAAAUAUGUAGAAAUGUACAAUAUAUUAGUGCCAGAGAGAGGAGAACUGGGAUAACUUCACAGGUGGUAGAGAGAUUUAGGGCUCACUGCUUCACGGCCGGUCCAACCUGUUCAGUCCAGUUCUGUCGUGUGUGUGUGUGUGUGUGUGUGUGUGUGUGUGUGUGUGUGUGUGUGGAAAUGAGUUGAAAGCAAUACGUGCUGUGAACUGCUCGGCUAUUCGGCCAACGCUUGUUUCAGUGGAAAAGUCUCGCUCACGGUCGCUGGUUCUGAUCCAGAAUGUUGCGUUCCAGAGAAACUGUAAAAGUCAAAUAUCCAGACUGGACUGUUUGAAACCUUCGGGAACGUUACCGUGCUCUUGGUUCAUGGUCGGGUUCUGUUCACCAGCAUCUUCAAUGUUUUCCAUUUCUUGCUCUCGUCUGUUGGUUUUAAGUCCCAACGAGCUCAAAGCUCACGUGGUCUCUGAGCUGCUGGACGUCCUGCUGAGAGACGUCAGGAGUGUCGGGUUAGCAGCCGCGUUCCUCAAAAAUGAACCAGUCAACUAACGGGGAGAGAUCGCAGAAACAUGCACAUAUAUUGUCAGGAUCUUGUAGAUAAUGUUCAUCACCAGCCUGAUGUUUUUCAGUGUAAAUAAAUGUGGUUUGUUUCCAGACAGACGUUCUUGCAUUGGAUAGAAUAUUUGACUUCCAACGUCUUGAAAAGAAAUCCGGCAUGUUGUGAAAAUAAACUUAAACUGCAAUAUACUGAAGAGUUCCAUCGAGGGUUAAUAAUCUAAUGUGCGUUAGAAAUACGUUCAUGUCGGAUUCAUGUAUCUGGAAUUAGUUCCUGCACUUUUGUCUCAACGUAUUACGCCACUUCUUAACAUAAGGAAGAUAUUCCAGCACCAUAAUCAGACUGAUAUCUUUAGCUGAUGUCUUUCACAGCGGGGACGUCUCUGUCUCUUUCCUCAAGAUAGAAUUUGUAUUAGCUUUUUUGACGACAAUGAAGGAAGUAUAGAAAUGUAUAAAUCCACAACAACAACAAACGGUGUCUCAGUUGCACUUGUUGCUGUUUCUCCAUCACUACUUUAAUGGAUGGACGAUAACGUGCUUAACCCACAAACUAACCUCUGAUUGGUUGAUUAUGUCUACAAACAGCUGAGAUGACCACCGGGGGGCGCUACGCCACACCCCAGAGACGUGAGCAGCGAUUCAGGCCUGAUCUGCCCCCUAGUGGAUACACCUUUAAAUCUCCCAUAUACACAUAGUCAGCCAAGUAUAUGAAGAAAGCAGCUUAUGUGUUAAAAUCGAGUAUUUAAGCGCUUAUAUUGAAUGUGAUGAUAAUGUAGCUGUUUGGCUGCAGAACUCUACCAGCAGCAUUAAAUAUAUAUGUAUUUCUGUGGAGUUAGAUUUUGCACGCUGAUUUUGAACAGUCGGUGCGUCCACCAUGAUGCGUCUCCAUUCCCACCUGCAUCUUUCAGCUCCUCUCAGCUUCUAAACAGACUAACUGACCUCGUUCCGCUUCCAUGAGUUAAAAAUCUAAAACUACUGAAUGUUAUCAGAGGCGGCGAGCGGCUCUGUGGGGGAGUUUCAUAGUAAAAUAAGAGACCAGCAGCAGCUCAUCAAAGUUAACCCCCCAAUCCACCUUCGGACACCAGGCGGGGACAUUUGGAGGAUUGAAUCAUCUUUGCUUAUCAGUCACCACGAGGCCACGAUUCCUUCUCAGAAUGGGGUCAGAGGCGGCGUUUCUGGAGAUGGUUUUCAUAUCUGCUGCAGCUGUGAUCUGUGAUAACAGAUGGUUAUCAGUGUUUCCUCUGAUCACAGCUCAGUGAUGGAAGGAAAAGCAUCCCCGCAGUCGGAGGCAGACGCCUGCUGCCAUCGUUGGGUCUGAGCAGCUGGUUCAGGCUGAAGGCCGGUGGUUCCCGUCUCACUCCCAGAUGAUUGGUUUGUUUGUGCAGAAUCAGAUGGUGAACGAUGGAGAAAUCAGAUGGUGAACGAUGGAGAAAUAAGAUGGAAAAGUGGAUGAAAGAGACGAGGAAGAAGGGAUGUUUGUGGUUCAGAUGGUUUUUGUACGUCAAAGGUUGUCGAGCGCAGGUUUGUGUUGCCGAACGAGAGAGGUCGGCCGAGUGUUCUUUGAAAUCACCAACGUGAGCGCCGAUACAUCUGGCUGGUAUCUGGUCUUCAUCAGAAGCCGUUUUCUGUCCUGGCUUUGAAUCACACGUUGUGUGAGCGUAGGACGGCUGGACCUGGAUCAGUAAAGAAUGCACGUCGAUGCAGCAGACGGUGAGUCUCAGCAGCUGUAAAUAACGUCCGUACAGUUCAAGUGGAGGAUGAGUGGAGCCCGUUCACUUGCAUCGCUUCGGGUCUGAGGGUCCUGUGAUCAGUAGGGUUAGCAGAGGUUAGCAGAGGUUAGCAUUGGUGCUGUCCUCUUAGAGUAUAAGUAACGUUAGCCGAGUUAGCAACAAAUCACAAGAUUCAUUUAGUAGCUUUUCUGGAGUUUUCAUCAGAUGGACUUUAACAGAAGUCAUGGACAAGACAUUUAGUCUUUUCAGCUAUGUCUCUGCAAACCCAUGACGAGAAGGGUGUUCUGGGUAACUACCGCCUCUAAGUCUCAAGGAUGCAUCAAAGGUACGCGUCACGUGAGCUGAUUGGUUGAUUGGUACGGGUGUGUAAUAAAAGAUCACUUUCACCAGCGUGCAGCCCGAAGAACAUGUUUCAGCCUCUAAACGUAAACCUCAAAUCCAGUUCGGUCCGUUUAGUGGUGAAGAUUACAGAAUAACGACAUGACCCCCAGCUCAAUCCUGUCCCAUAACGCUUCACCUGAGACGCACCGUGUGUGUUGGCAGGUAUGCAGCUGUGACCGUGAUCAGACAGUCAUCCAGAUCGGAGCUUAAUUGCAGGUUUAAGUGGAGUCUUAGUCUUCUUCUGUUCUGAAUGUGAGGUUUAGCUCGCUGCUAGACAUGCUAACAGCUAAACAUGCUAACAGCUGCAGAUGUUUGAAUAAAGGGCAGAACUCUGAGCCUCACAGAAAUAAAGAUGCGUUGACGUUUCCCUCUGUAUGAAACGAUAUCCUCCACUGAACGCGGUCUGUCUUCUGUGCAUAUCGACGCUGCGUAAACGUCUGAGCUUUACAUGCAAACUCUUAUGAUCUCAUAUCAUAGCUGUACUUAGAAACAUGCAUCAUGUGAACGAACUGCAUGAUAUCUCAACAGUCAGAAUCUUUUUCACAAAAUCAGAAUUUAUCUUCAAAGUGAUGUGGACCGAGCGCAGUGAACACGCCACUGAUCUACAGCCUGGAGGACAUGAUCACUUCCUUUAUGAACGUGUCAUUAUAGCAGUAAAUCAUAUAUUUUUGUACAUGUUAUGCAUCAUGUGUGGAUACGUUGUUGCCUGGUAGAGAUUAGGAGGCCGCUCGUCGAUCUCGUUUAUUGAGACCAAGACGGACGCUGAUUUAUUUUCACUUUCACACUGUUGUUGUUUACUAUGAAGUCGGUUCAGGGUUUCAAUGGGAUCGUGCAGUUCUUCUCAAUACGGGAGAAAUGCUCCCGUUUAUCAAAAUGUUACUUGAUUAUUGUUUUAUUAUAGAAUCCAUUAUGUCAUUAAAAUGUGCUGAGAGAUGAAUUAUUAUAUCAUAGUUAUUUUUGCACAGAUGAAGUGAAUGAAUCAUUGAGUUCUUUCUUCAGGAAGUUGCAGCUUCGGUUUUAAGAAUAAAAGACUUCCAGACGUCUCUGAUCGAGUGAAUCUGGACCUGAAGCUGCAACUUCCUGUCAGGAGUCAGAGCCGACCGAUGAAGUUUAAACAGAACUCAAUCAUCUGAAUCAUCAUCGCUGUGACUUGUGAUGAGCUUAACUUCAUCUAAACUUCACUUUAUCUCCAUCAGUCGUUUGAAUGGCAGCAGAUGUAUUCAGAUGAAAUGCUGUUAAUAAGCGUCAGAAUGAAAUAUGUUUGCACUUUGACCUCUGUGUACCUGGUACUAUAGCAACAAUGAUGAGCGUGUGGUACCCCCAUCUUCAGAGCUCUUCUCUCCCCGAUGUGCAGUCUGUGGAACGUUGUUAGAAUGACGUCAUGUGAACGUGAGGAAAGUCCUCCUGAGCGGUGACCAGAGUCAGCAUCAAGUCUUAAUGUCUUAAUAUCUGUAAGAGCAGAGAUUAGAUCCUCUCCCUGCUGACCUGCCUUACUUCAGGAUGACGGACUUUCUUCAGUUCACCGGCUGAGUUCUGGAUAAAAAUGAACAGAAGAACAGAAGAGGAAGAGAGCUUCUGAAGAUGUUCUCUUAUGUUUGAUGUAAAUGUUUGUAUUUGUGUGCCGGUUGUAGAGAUUCACGUUGUCUGUUCAGCCUUCACAGCGACGCACCGCUGAAGCUCAGCGAGGACUUUAACCACUAGACAGCGCCGAGGUUCUGCUGCAAGCGUCAGUCUGACCUCCGCUUCCCUCGACGUGUUUGAAUCACUCGCUUCAUUUCAUCCGUGUGUCAUCAUUCAUUACAAAAUCAGCAAAUCCUCAAACUAUUAUCGAUUAACCGACAAAUAAUGUUCAGUGUUAACGUGUUCAGUCCUUAAGUUCACCUCUAAUCCUUCAUGAGUCAUCUGGAUGAAGUCUGAAGACCUAAACGUGGAACCAGCAGCAGUGAGAUCAGCUGUUCAGCAGAACCUCAGCGCUUCAUCAGAUUCUGUUUCACAGUAAAGUGUUGGUGGAGAUCGAUGUUCCAGAAUCUAAUAAAACGUUUCUAUCAACUGA